AUGCUGCCGGCUCGCGAUGCCAUCCAGGCAGCCUCUCGUGCCGAAAGCCUGUCAUCGGCGGACACGGGCACCAGCCGCGGCGCCGGCGCCGGCGGCAGCGACAGCAACGGCAGCAGCGACAGCAACGACAGCAACGGCCCCCCCGCGUGCAGCGCGCAGACGUCCCGCGGCGAGGCGUGGCGGGAUGCCGAGGACUUUCUGUGCAUGACGACCUGGGCUGUUGCUACAGGGCUGGACAUAGCGCUGGCGGUGGUCCUCCUCAGCUAUGAGCCCACCGCGUGGCUCGGCCUGCUGGCGCUGCUGGCGCUGCUCGCGCCGCUGUGCACGGCCGCGGCGCUGGUGCUGGCGCGCAACCACUGGCUGGCGGUCGCGCUGCGCUACGUGGUGGGCGUGCUGCUCAUGCGCAGCAGCGCGGGCCUGCGGCUGCGCUGCCUGGCGCGGUGCCGGCCGCUGCAGGGCGCCGUCGCCUGGGUCGGCCUCAGCCUGCUGGCGGCGGUGGGCCUCAUCGUGGCGGUCUACCUGGGAACCUGCUACUCGGUGACGGCGCUGCUGUCAGUGCCGAUCCUGGACCUGACCAUGCUGCUGGCCUCUGUGCCGGCGCUGCGGCGCCAUGUGCUGCGGCCAGACCUGGCGCGCUAUGCGGGCGUGGCGCUGCUGCAGUCUGCGCCCAUGAUCGCGCUGUCUGCGCUGCUGCUGUCUGCGCACUUCCACGGCAGCGCUGCGGGAUACAGCUACGUCGGCGUGCCGGCCCACCCCGGCCGCGCCGGCACCGGCGCCGCGCAGCGCGCAGCGCCGCCGCUCGGCGCGCCGGGCACCACCGCCAGGGACGAGGGCAGGGCGCUGCUCGCGGACAGCGCCGCCGGCGCCGGCCAGGAGCCCGCGGCGGCGCAGCAGCACCAGCAGCAGGCCCCGUCGUCGUUCGGCGCGGGCGUCCCGUGGCCGCUCGUGCUCGCGGCCAGGGCGGCCGGCGUCCCCAUCCCCGCCAGCACGGACGCCAUUGCGCCAGGGGUCGACUCCACCUCAUCGCGCACCGCACAGAUGCCGCCUGGCAGCGGCGGCACAAGCGGAGCCACCGCGACCCAGCUCGACCUGACCGCGCUGCUGUCCGCAGCGGCGCACGCCCUGGCCGCGUCUGGCGUCGCCGCCGGCCGCGGCGGCGGCGUGCCUGCGCUGCCACCCGCCACCACGUGGCUGGGCGUCGCCGCGGCGGUCGCGACGACAGUGCCGCUGCCGCUGCUAGCGCUCGUGCUUGCGGCCGCGGUGCUCAACCUCGCGACCAAGGCGGCGCUCCUCAUCAAUGCCUGCCGCGCGGCCGGCGUGCCCGUGCUGCGCCACAUGGCGCACGUGAUGCGCAUGCGCGGCGGGCUGCGCGUGCUGGGGCCCGUCGCUGACGAGGCGCUGCGCGUCAUGGUGGAGCGCGAUGACGACGCGGGCGGUGCGGGGGGCGGCGGGGCCGGCGGGGACGAGGCCGACAAGCUGGAAGGGGCCGGCCAGGAUGGCGCCGCCGGCGCGGAUGACGGUGGUGCGGCCAGCGAUGAUGGCGCCGGCGGCGAUGGCGGGCGCAGUGGCGCAGGGCCCCGGCGGCGCGGCGGCGGCGCCGGGCUGCGCCUGCUGGUGAGCAGCGCGUGGCACUGGGGCUCCAGCCCCGACGGCCCGGACGCGUGGCUGCCGCUGGUGCCGCGCUACCUGCUGCCCACGGACGGCGGCUGGCUGGGGCCCGGCCAGAUGGCGCGGCUGGCGGUGCUGGCCUUUGACCACUACGGCUGCGGCCCCGCCGCGCGGCCAGCCGGCGCCAAGGCCGACGCGCCCGCCAAGGCCGACGCGCCCGGCGGCGCGGGCGCCCCGGAGGGCGCCCUGGCGGUGGACUGCGGCGGCGCGGGCGCGUGCGCGGCCGCUGGCGGGUGCGGCGCGUGCAAGUGCGCCUGCGAGGGCCGCGGCCCUAUCACUGGGCUGGAGCUGGAGCACCUAGAGGGCGGGGAGCUGCGGGUGGUGCUGGAGCGCGGCCUGGCGGCGCUGCCCCACGUGCGGCGGCUGCACCUCCGGUGGUGCCAGCUGGACGGCAGGGCGCUGCGCCCCGUGCUGGGCACGCUGCGCCGCCACCCCUCCCUGGCGGCGUUGACCCUGGAGCGGUGCGAGGUGGACGACGCCGCUGCGCACAUGAUCAAGCACCUGCUGGCGGGCGGCAGCAGCAGCAGCAGCAGCAGCAGUAACAGCAGCAACGGCAGUGCGAGUGCGGCGCUGGACGGCAGCGACGGCGGCGCCGCCGCAGGCCCGGGCGAGCUGGUCUCGGGCCCUGCGACGGCCGCCGCGGCGAGCCCGCUGGACGCGCUGCGCCUCGUGCGUUGCAGCCUCAGCGGCGGCGCCGCGUCUGCACUGGCCGGCGCGCUGUCUGGUUCGCGCCGCCUGCGCACGUUUGUGUUCAGCGGCAACGCCAUCGAGCCCAGCGCCGGCCGCGCGUGCUUGCCGGCGUAG
Molecule: messenger RNA, 2472 nt
Organism: Monoraphidium neglectum
Lineage: Eukaryota; Viridiplantae; Chlorophyta; Chlorophyceae; Sphaeropleales; Selenastraceae
Exons: 8
Coding region: 1-2472 (823 amino acids)
Source: RefSeq, a predicted model, not a curated record